Epinephelus fuscoguttatus (brown-marbled grouper) is the source of this 4373-nucleotide messenger RNA. RefSeq names its product protein diaphanous homolog 1 (gene diaph1). The coding region runs from base 1 to 1602 and encodes 533 amino acids. Gene Ontology annotation, biological process: actin filament polymerization. The transcript is spliced from 11 exons. Gene Ontology annotation, cellular component: actin filament; cytoplasm. NCBI's taxonomy places the organism in Eukaryota, Metazoa, Chordata, Actinopteri, Perciformes, Serranidae. The record is from RefSeq and is a predicted model, not a curated record. Gene Ontology annotation, molecular function: actin binding; microtubule binding.
AUGAAUGAGGCUCGGAGAAGGACGAAUGGAGGCAGGAGUGAUCUGUGUACGACUGAAGAGAGCACUGAGGGAGGGAAUGAAGGAAUGACGAAUGAUCAAAAGGUGAAGAGACAUGAAGCGACCAGAGUGAUUGAGGAGAUGGAGAUUGAGGUGAGUCUCUCCUGUCUUCUAUCCUCCGAAUAUUCCCAUCCCACCCCCCACCCUGAUCCCCACAUUUUUCUAUCCACCUCUCCAGCCAAAAAGGAACAGGACGGUGGAGAUGAGAAGAAGCAGACGCAGAAGAAGAAGGUGAAGGAGCUGAAGAUUCUUGACUCCAAGUCUUCACAGAACCUUUCCAUUUUCCUGGGAUCAUUCCGUCUCCCUUAUGAAGACAUCAAGAGUGCCAUCCUGGAGGUUAAUGACAAGGUCAUCACAGAGUCCAUGGUUCAGAACCUGAUCAAACUGCUGCCACCAGCAGAGCAGCUGAGCACCCUCGGAGAGAUGAAGGAUGAAUAUGAUGACCUGGCUGAGUCGGAGCAGUUUGGAGUAGUGAUGUCCGGCGUGAAGCGGCUGAUGCCUCGGCUUCAGGCCAUCCUGUUCAAGCUGCAGUUUGAGGAGCAGCUGAACAACAUCAAGCCAGAUGUGGUGUCUGUGACUGCAGCCUGUGAGGAGCUCAGUAAAAGCCAGAACUUUGCCAAGCUGCUAGAGAUCAUCCUACUUGUCGGGAAUUACAUGAAUGCGGGCUCCCGCAAUGGAAAGGCAUUCGGCUUCUCCAUAUCAUACCUGUGCAAGCUGCGAGACACCAAAUCAGCUGAUCUGAAGCAGACGCUGCUCCAUUUCCUCGCUGAUGUGUGCCAGGAGCAGUAUCCUGAUAUCAUGGGCUUCCCAGAUGAGCUCAUCCAUGUGGAAAAGGCCAGCAGAGUUUCUGCAGAGACCAUUCAGAAGAACCUUGAGCUGAUGGGCCGUCAGAUCAAGACCCUGGAAAAAGAUCUGGAAACUUUCCCACCUCCACAAAAUGACAAGGACCUGUUUGCUGAGAAAAUGUCCAGUUUUAUUGGUACCGCUCGUGAGCAGCAUGAGAAACUGGAUCUGCUACAUAAGAAUAUGGAGAAGCAAUAUAAUGACCUGGGAGAGUACUUUGUCUUUGACCCGAAAAAGAUGUCAAUAGAGGAAUUCUUUGGGGACAUCAACAACUUUAAAAACAUGUUCCAGCAAGCAGUGAAGGAGAAUCAGAAGAGGAAGGAGGCUGAGGAGAAGAUAAAGAGGGCCAAGCUGGCCAGGGAAAAGGCAGAGAAGGAGAAGGAGGAGAAGCUCAAGAAGAGCCAGCUCCUCGACAUCAACGCAGAGGGUGAUGAAACUGGUAUCAUGGACGGCCUGUUGGAAGCGCUGCAGUCCGGCGCUGCUUUCAGGAGAAAGAGAGGACCACGGCAAGCAGCCAACCACCGACGAGCUGGUCAUGCAGUGACCAACAUCCUGGCCAAAGAGCUGAUGCAGGAAGAGACGCCUUCAUCCAGCAAAGUGCAGAUUAAGAAGAAAAAGUUAGAGGAGACAGAGGAGCCUAAAAUAGAAGGAGCGGAGUCAUUAGAGGAGUUACUGGACGCUGCUCCUUCUCGGUCCAAUUAGGCAUCCAGGGCAGAAAGUUUUUUUACUCACAGAGUCAGUGAUAUCCAAAUGCAGAUGUAUUUCAUAGCCAUUCCAGGGGCCAAUAUCAACCUGAGAUUAGCUCAAAGACAAAAAAAGCCCUGUGUCUCCUACCCUUGUCUUAGCAUCUUUUAGGGUAGCAUUGUCUGUGUCUUCUGGGAGGACAGGGAGUGGCAGAGGAUGAGUGCGGGGCUGUCACCUCAGCCACAAACCCUGCACAUCUCUCGUCAACCUUUGGAUCUUUGCCGGUGUCAUAAAGAUUUGCUUUCCUCGGCAUGUGCACAUAUCAGUUCAUGUAUUUUUGUCUGUUUCACUUGCUUCACCUGUCACUCAUCAAAGGGCAUCUUAAACGAUUCCAAAGACUUACUCAGGAGGGAUCCACCCCUUUAUAGCGGUUAUUUCCAAAUCCCAAAUUUGAACUGGGAAUGUCUGGAAUUCGGCACCUCCUGCGGGUGCUUCGUAGAGUUUUCUCUGGAUGUUCCAGGCCAAGACCACUUUGCGCUUUUUCACAUUUUUUUUUUUUUUUAACUCAUGAAACAUAUUGAUUUGUAUUUGUCUGAUAUACUGUAUGUUACUGUUUGUAAGUGUUAAUCAUUGUUGCUGUGUUAUUGAAAAAAAGUGCCAACCAAUAGAAAUCCAGUCUUGUCAUUUCACUCCCAGGUUUAGUCCAGUCAGUUUGCACUGGGAUGCUGUGUGCAGACCAGUCCAACAGUAGUCAUCACCUGGGUGUUACAGUGUGUUUUGUUUUCUGAGAAGGGAUUUAGUUCACUGGUGUGCAUGCAUAUGUUAAAUUUCACAUAUAUAAAUGGAGAUAAUUAACAAAAACUUGUCCAAGCUACCACACGUGCCCACAAAAGUUAUAUGAAGACAACCUGCUUACAUCCACGAACAUUCCUAUAAACCUCAGAGGGACGUAGAGAUAAAUUGGAGGAGAAAGUUCUUCCACAGUCAAACCAAAAAAAACUUUUUGAAAGGGUGUUUCUGUACAUGAGCAGUUUACAUGCCUGUGUGUUGAUGUGUAUGAGAAUGACUGUGUGAAGUAAGCCGCCUAUAUUUAGUUUAAUGUGCACGCUCAACUUCCUACAUAUCUGUGUGUGUGUUUGUGCGUGUAGGUUUGAGUGCAUGCGUGUAUGUUACCAUCUGUAAUUACUGUACGGUACCGACCAUGCUGUCAUAAAUCCUAGGUUUCAUAAACAGCUUUGUGGUCUUUCUGCUGAGGAUAUAGCACACUGGAAAACUGCCCAAAAACUGCUGAGACAAGUAUGUGUGUGUGUGUGUGUGUGUGUGUGUGUUUGAGUGUGUUUUCACCCACUUUCCCUCCCACUGAACUGCAGCAGUAGUUUCUGAAUGUCUGGCCUUGCUCUUACUUGUAUUCAGUAGCAAUCAGCAAACAUGUUGCCAUGAUGUUGUGGUGUAAUAUCUGACAGGAAUCCUGAGAGGUGAUGUCAGCCGUACCACGCAAUAUUUAUAACUAUGCAAACACAAUACUGUAGUGUGUGUACUCCAGCUCUGACACCCAGCCAGCCUCAGGAUGUAAAAACUACUGGGUGGACUCCAGCGGUCUUUGUAAACCCGCUGAUUAGAGAUCAGUGCUUCAUUUUGCCUGUGAUUGAGGAAAAUCUUUGGCCUGGAGAGACGGUCAAUAUUCUGUUUCGCUCUCUGUAUCAGUCUGGACUCUGUGCCACCCCAAACACUUUGAGUGGGCAGGAGCACUCACCUUGACAGACAACCUCUGUCUGCCAAUCAGCAGAACAAAACACUGGGAAACAUCAUCUUCAUCACCAACGUAGCCAGUUGAUAAAUCAAGCUUUCCCAAAUCCAGAUGGAAGAACAGCAAAAACGUCUUUUCCCGUUUAAUUGACGUCAUUGACUCUAUUUCUCCAUAUUGCUGUGUCUGCUCCACUAAUGUCAGAGGUGGCGCCUGUUGCUUCAGGAACCGCCAUCACUGCUCUGCAAGCUGCAGCCUCCAUUUUAUGUCAUCGAAUACAACACAGUGCCUGGACGGUUAUAUAUAGUUAUAUUGUCAACUAUAGUGCGGACUCUUGAUUGGAUUUUAAUUUCUGGAAUGUUUGGGGCGGCACCGAGUCCUGACUGAUAGAGAGAGAAAGAAAAUGUUGAGCUCACGUCAUCAAGAUGGUCUUACCACGCUAGAAAAUCUGUAAAGCUCCCUAAAGUUUAGCUUUUCAGGAAUUUAAAAAAGUCACAUCUUUUCUCAACAACACCAGCAUUUAUUCAUUAACUUCAAUUAAAAUUUAAAUGCUUUCGUACAUGGAGUCACUGACACUUAAAAAGAAAUGAGGUUCGUCAAGUACAGUAGGUGUAGAGGUGCUGGUGCUGCAAUUUAAUCCAGUAACAUUGAGAAUAAUGACUGCUGCGCCUGCUCUCCAGCACAAAAUAUGUCGUAGCUGUAAAACCUGAGACACAACUGCUGAUUUAUUACCCUGGUGGACAGUUCCAGGUGAUUGUGUGUACCAGAUACUGCAAACUGAUUUCAACGUUAACAAGAGAAAGGUUUAAAAAAGGAUAUCAGAACAUCACUGGAAUAAUUGUUUUCUAAUUUGAGGCAUUCCUUAUGUUCAGUAAUUUUUUUUUUAAGAGAUUGUUUUCUAUGUGAAUUUUUAUGGUUGAUUUAUUUUAAUGUAUUUGAAUGGAAACAAGAUUUUGUUUUUUUCUUUGCUCGAUGUAUACAGAAUAAUGCACACAGUCAUUCUGUUUGCUACACAGAACUAUUAAAAAUGUCUUAAGUAAUUUAA